Neocloeon triangulifer is the source of this 1186-nucleotide messenger RNA. Its product is annotated as E3 ubiquitin-protein ligase MARCHF5-like. The coding region runs from base 226 to 1149 and encodes 307 amino acids. The record is from RefSeq and is a predicted model, not a curated record. The transcript is spliced from 6 exons. Gene Ontology annotation, molecular function: zinc ion binding. Lineage: Eukaryota; Metazoa; Arthropoda; Insecta; Ephemeroptera; Baetidae.
CCAAGAAGAAAACAAUUUCAGAAAUCAGAAUCAUCAAGAAUCAUUGUAUUGCGUCCUAACCCUUACUCCAAGGCCUUACUCCUUGAUAUUUUUUAUGGAAACAUAAAUAUAAUAAUGGCUCUCGUGAUCUGUUUGAAAAUUUGAGAAUUUGAGUUCAGAGCGUUUUUGGUGCAAGUCAAAAAAUUGAAGCAGACGAAUUUGAAGUGCACAUUGGACAAAAUUGGGAUGACAAGCACCUCUGAGGAAAAUUUCACUAAGCCCACGGAGAAUGGUGCUUUAGACAAAGACAUUGACAAAGCUCGUUACUGUUGGGUGUGCUAUGCGUCGGACGAGGAGGACCUUUUGGCGUCCUGGGUGCAACCUUGCAAAUGUAGAGGCACUACCAAGUGGGUGCACCAGAUGUGCAUCCAGAGGUGGAUUGACGAAAAGCAGAAAGGGGACUGUUUCAGCAAAGUGCCUUGUCCUCAGUGUGGCACUAUUUAUCACAUAGUCUUUCCUGAACCAGGUUUUAUUGAAAUGCUCAUGAACACAGCUGACAAUGUUAUGAUCCGUGUCAGUCCGUUUGUCACCGCCGGAAUUGUCCUUGGGUCACUUUAUUGGACAGCAGCAUCUUAUGGAGCUGUCACAGUUCUGCAGGUGAUGGGCAAAAAGGAGGGCGUGUUCUUCAUGGAGACGGCGGACCCUUUGACGUUGCUGGUGGGUCUGCCCUCCAUUCCGCUGGUACUAAUCCUCUCAAAACUGAUCCACUGGGAAGAAUACCUCCUGCAAUUUGUGCGGCGCCAGGUACACUCCCUGCCGGUCCUUGGCUAUCUGCUUCCAUCCUUCAGGUACUGUCAACCAGAGGAGACGAGGCAGAGUGUCGAGCUGCCGCAGCUCAGCGACCCCGUGUCUUCGACUCGCAUUCUUUGUAGCGCCCUCAUCCUACCCACAGCCGCUACUCUCUGUGGCAAACUCCUUAUUGAAUCAACCUCUUCCAAUGUCCAGCGGACAAUUUUGGGUGGGCUAAUUUUUGUUGGUGUCAAAGGUGCCCUGAGAAUAUACUAUAAGCAACGGUGUUACAUACGGCAUUCCUUGAGGAGAAUCAUUGACUAUAUGCCGGAACAGAGAAGUAGUGAUUUUAAACCAGAACCGGUUGCUGAUAACAGUUAAUUUAUAAUUAAUAAAAGAUUAAAUUGCAAAAAGGAAA